AGUAGUUAGCGGUGGUCACGAUAAGAGGGUUAUCGUGCCGCGCUGCUUUUUCAAAGUAGCGUUCCGACGCUUCUCUCAGAUACCUACUUACGUAUUGGUUCAAGUUUUAAGUCGACGUGAAAACUUUAUUUAAUGAUUCGAAAAUUAAAUAAGAAAAAACGUUGUCUUCAUUUUCUCUAUUCAAUUAAUUAAAACUACUUUCACGGCUUAAGCUCAGUCAUUAUAUUGCGAUGACCCUAGUUAUCGGAGUCUUAAGUGACUUUCAAAAACUAAAAGUAUUCGAAACGUUAGAAACAAUGUAAUGGCAAUGAAAACGCGAGAUAAAACCGUAAAAUAAAUUUUAGCCAUGUCCACGAGUUGCAAAGAAAAUUUUAAUCAACUAUUUUCGCGGCCGGUUUAUUUUUACACCAAAGCGAUCGAGCACGCGGUUCAAUCGCGCGCUUCUCGAGAGAGUUUUUAUUCAGAAUAAUAAUCUUAUAAGUUAUUUACUUUACUUAUAUAUGAGUAAAUGUAUCAAUAAGAUAAUUCAGUCGAAAUUUGGAUUGAAAAAUAACAAAAGAUGGUAGAACAGGGUUCUUGUGCAGUUUGUCUAUCGCCUGCGCCCCAAAAAUGUUCAGGAUGUCAGUACGUCUACUACUGUUCUAAAGAACAUCAGAAACAAGAUUGGAAGCAGCACAAAUACCAGUGCUCCCCAGUACGAGUGAAAGAAGACUCGCAAUUCGGGAGGUUUCUCGAGGCCACGCGAGAAAUAAAAUCUGGUGAUAUUAUCUUGAAGGAGAAACCAUUGAUAUCGGGACCUGCGCAGGUGACUCCACCAGUAUGUCUCGGCUGCUACAAAUUGCUGGAAGAAGGAAAGACUGUGAAAUGUAGCAAGUGUGGUUGGCCGUUCUGUUCUGAGCUGUGCACUGAGAAACCAGAACACGAACCUGAAUGUCAUUAUACGGAAAAAAGAGGAGAAAAGGUCAACAUAACAACAUUUGGUUCGCCACAUCCGAACUAUCAAUGCAUCACCGUCCUCCGAUGCUUGUACCAGCGGGACCACAAUGAGCCGUUGUGGAAGAAGCUCCAAGCGUUACAGUCUCACGACGAGGACAGGAGGGGCACAGACAAGUGGAAUAACGAUAAAAAGAUGAUCUGCGAUUUCAUAUGGAUGUUCUUCAAACUUGACGGCGUCUUCAACGAGGAAGAAAUAAUGAAAUGCUGUGGGAUUUUGCAGAUCAACGGGCAUGAAGUACCUUUAAUGGAGCCGGAGUAUCUGGCAGUAUACGACCGCAUCUCCAUGGUCGAACACAACUGUCGCGCCAACUGUAACAAAAGUUUUACGUCUGCCGGAGAAAUUAUCCUGUGUGCUGGAGACAGUAUCAAGACUGGCGAGCAUGUAACAGUCUGCUACACAGACCCCUUGUGGGGCACGGAAGCGCGGCGCCACCACCUUGCCGACUCCAAGUUCUUCGAAUGCAACUGUGAGAGAUGCUCUGACGUCACCGAACUCGCGACAAUGUACAGUGCUGUCAAAUGUAAAAAGAAGGACUGCAAAGGCUAUCUUCUACCGGAAACUUUCAUCGUACCGCUCUUGCACAAGACGAAGAAACCUGAUCCUGAAACUCGUAACUUAGACAGAAAGUUCUGGAUUUGUAAUAGCUGCAAGGACGCCGUAUCGGAUGCCAUUAUACAACAACUCCUGCAGGAUAUUGGACGAGAACUGAGCGUUAUGCCAAAGGGUGAAGCUGAUGCUUGCGAAAGAUUUGUCAACCACUGCAGCGGCUAUCUGCACCCGUCUCACUAUUACAUGACCGAUGUGAGCCUCGCCCUCGCUCAGAUGAUCGGCCAGGAAGAAGACGUAGGCCUGGCAGCUGUCACUGAUGAUAGGCUGCUGCUCAAAACCCAGCUCUGCAGAAAGAUCGCAGAUUUAUUGGAAACUUUAGCUCCGGCGGAAACCCGGCUGCGUGGUUCGUUGUUAUUUGAGCUCCACGCUGCGGUAGCCGAGACAGGUCGUAGGAAAUCUCUAACUGAAGGUCCUAUGGUCAUGCUGGGCUAUGUUACUGAAUCCAAAAAGAUCUUGACUGAGUCCGCAAGACUUCUUCGCCACGAACCUCCAGAGCUUCCAGAAGGUCGACUAUCCCGUCAGGCCAAGGUCAACUUGGUGCAGAUGGACGAACUCAUCAGGAACCUGUCGGCAGCUCUGCCUUCACCGUUGUAGACUUAAUAAAUAUGUAGAGAUUGGACACGCAA
Bombyx mori (domestic silkworm) is the source of this 2232-nucleotide messenger RNA. It is a transcript of the gene SmydA-1, whose product is annotated as SET domain-containing protein SmydA-8. The record is from RefSeq and is a predicted model, not a curated record. Lineage: Eukaryota; Metazoa; Arthropoda; Insecta; Lepidoptera; Bombycidae. Gene Ontology annotation, molecular function: protein binding. Bases 560 to 2200 code for a protein of 546 amino acids. The transcript has 11 exons.